Homo sapiens (human) is the source of this 27200-nucleotide messenger RNA. RefSeq lists its product as uncharacterized. The transcript has 2 exons. The coding region runs from base 9155 to 10060 and encodes 301 amino acids. NCBI's taxonomy places the organism in Eukaryota, Metazoa, Chordata, Mammalia, Primates, Hominidae. The record is from RefSeq and is a predicted model, not a curated record.
GUCCCGCGUGGGCGCCCACGCAGGUCCGGCGCGCCGACCGCAAGUCCCCCGGCAGUGCCGCCCAACCCCGCGCUCGGAAGUGUGGCCUCAGAAGCCGGGGCGGCGCGGACACCUGCCGGGCUCCGGGGGAGUCUGGGCUGCCUCAGGCGUCGCGCGCCGUCCGCCGCUGGGUCCUGGGCGCCCACCCGGCUCUCCCCCGCGGGGGAGCGGCCCCUCUGCCCUCGACGGGCGGCGCGAGCUCCGGACCCGGUGCGCGCGCCAAGGCGGCCGCGGCCGCUGCUUGGGUGACAUGAGCGUGGCCCGGCGUCUCGGGGACUCGCGCUCCCUCGGUGUCCGCGGCUCCCGGGGGUAGAUGGCCGGGAGCCUGCACCCUGGAGCCCGGCCGCCGUCGGAGAGGCCUUGGGACAGCGCAGGGCCGGGGGUCCUGGGUUUAAAACCUCUCCAGGAGCGGAGGGAGGGCGCUUUGUGUGGGGGCUUCUGCCGCGGUUCUGAUGGCCGAGCGGUGUGACCUUUGGCAAGUCGCUCCCCUGACAAGCUCCUUUGCAGUCAGUGGCAAUGUCUACACCGCUGGGUUGUCGGAAAGAUCUAAUGCUGCGUUGCCACAGAGCCUGGACCGGGGCCUGACCCUCACCGGCCCCCACGGGGCCCUCCCAGCCCCGCAGCCCUCGGCUGUCCCCUCUUCUGUCAGUGAGCAAGCAGGCCACGCCCUGGGCACAAAGGCGGCAUUACCCUCAAAGGACCUCCCGGCGGGUCCCUUUUUCCUCUCUCAACCAGCUACCGGGCUGAGGGGCGGUGAGUUGGGGUUGAUCCAUGUUUAUGGCUCCUGGAGAGGCCGUUAUUUUGAGGUCACACCAGGGGACCUCUCAGUGCAGUUAACAAAUCUACAAACUACACACUCAGAGGGUUAAGUGAAGUGACAGGGAAGCACCGACUCAUAACUCUAAACCUUAGUGCCAGGCAGUGUUAAAUGUAGUUUCAUCGUUAUCCGUGGCAGAAGCCAGCAAGGUGUGGUGGCGUCCCUGAUUGAUAGAAAUGACAUUAGUUCUGCAUCCCAAGCCCCACGUUGAUGUACUAUUAGGUGUGUGGCUGGAGGGGUGGAUUCCACCAUUCGAAUGAAGGAAUCUUCACAAGGCAGGUUCGAGUUUACUGAAAGAAUGCUAGCACAUCUUUGGAGACCUUUUAAAUAUAUGCAUAUAUAUAUAUAAAAUGUUACAUAUAUACACAUAUACACACAUACAUAUACGCACAUGUAUAUCCAUAUAGAUAUUUAGUUUUUUUAACCACUCAAGGCCCUCCAAACAUCCUGUGAUUUCAGAUUUUGCCGUCGGGUAGCACUGACUUCGUUUGUCUCUGUAGUUCUUGACUCUCCCUGGCUGAUUGUCCAGGCUGAAGAAGGUGUUCCUCAUGUUUGCGUAGUGCCCCUGGCUCCUGCCACACUUCGCUGCUGUGCCCAGGUGGCCCAGCAAUUUGUCUUCAGCUAAAAGUGACUCUUAAACUACGCGAUAAAUUACAAAGUGCCUGGGUUUUGGGAUUCUAAAAUUAAAUGAGCAGAAUGGAGCUGAAAUUGAGCUGUGAGCUCACACUGCAAGAGAGAGGCAGAGAGGCACAGGUAACUCUCCCCGGAAAUUUCUAUCUGUGGGAAUAAAAAUGCCUAACCCUUGGCCAUGCCGCCCCUUUGAGACAACCUCUGUCAGGCUCACUGAGUUCUUAGUGCAGUCUGCUCUCCUGGUUUUGCGGAUGGGAGAGAAGAUUCGCCCCGAUGCACACUCCGUACCCAGGAUAUUCUGGGGAGUUAAUCGGGGUCUCCCCAGCUCUGUCUAGUGCAGCCAGCAUGAAUGCCACGCAGCCCGGUCACUCAGGCAUGGUGCUGGCAGUGGCACUGCGGUGACAUUCACUAACAGAGAUUAGCUGGUUGGGGAUAGGAGCUGUCUCAGAGGCUUGUGUGUGAUUACUCACGGAGGGCCUAUUACUCUUUAUUCCAAAACGAGCUUUUCUUUCCCCCCUCUAAGUGCACUGCUAAUGUGGAAAAGGCCUGGAGCAUUUGAGCCUCUACCCACUCAAUAAGAACUCUUUGAAAACCUUAUUUGCCUUUUUUUCAGCCAGGAGAAUUUGUGACUCAUAAAUAAGAUGUAGAUAUUAUUAGCUUUGACUUACAGAUGAGUAAAUGGGGGUGAAGUAAGGGAAGGAAGCUGUUUGUGUUCACAUGGUACGCAUAUGUCACCUCUGACAGUUCCAUCCCUGCUCAUUUGCUUCUGCCGUAUUCUCUGUUCUGAGGUCUCCUUUGUGAAACUCUUUCUCCAAGCCCUUAAUGGGCAAUUAGUGUUAUGUUCUGUACUUGCCUGAAUCGCAGCCCUGGUUUUCUCCCAGAUAGUCGCUGUGCUCAAGGUUCUUGCUUGUUUUACUUUCUUCCAUACAACUAAUAACUGGAUUCAGUUUAUUUCACAUGGCCCAGAGGUAAUUUAGACUGGUGGUUAUUCACCUUUCUUGUGUCAUGGCUCCCUUUCAGCACCUGAUAAAGGCUGUGGAUCCUCUCCAUUGUAAAAUAUGCAUCACCAGGGACAAGACAAGACAGCCUCUCUUUGUCCCUCUACUCAUCAGUCCAGGUAACACCACAGGAUUUCAAAGGGAAUAAAAAUGUGGAAGUGUCCAAUGUCAUUAUCGGCAGAUGACAUAACUACAUGGAUAAUCCAAAAGAGCCUGGAGAUUAACCCCUGGAGCUAAUAAGGGAGUUGAUCAGCAACAGCCACCUGCAUGGCAGCACAUCUGAGAAGACGAAAGAAACCAUUCUUCAUUCUUGCAUAAAAGCUGUUAGAUACGUUGAAAUAGGUCUUUUAAAAAGGUGAGACUUUUAUAGAGAAACAUAAAAUAUUUAGAAGAAGGACUGAGAAAAGAAAGUUUAGGCUGGGCAUGGUGGCUCAUCCCAGCACUUUGGGAGGCUGAGGCAGGCGGAUCACCUGAGGUCAGGAGUUCGAGACCAGCCAGACCAACAUGGAGAAACCCUGUCUCUACUAAAAAUACAAAAAUUAGCUGGGCUUGGUGACACAUGCCGGUAAUCCCAGCUACUUGGGAGGUUGAGGCAGGAAAAUAGCUUGAACCUGGGAGGCGGAGGUUGCAGUGAACCGAGACCGCACCAUUGCACUCCAGCCUGGGCGACAAGAGUGAAACUCCGUCUCAAAAAAAAAAAAAAAAAAAAAAAUUUAAAUAAAUGGAGAGAUGCGUUGUGUUCAUGCAUGGGAGGGCUGGCUCUCAUAGUUGCCCCAAUUUAAUCUGCAAAUUCAAUGUAAUCUAGUUUAAGCUGUGACAAGAUUUAAUGUGGAAUAUGAAAUCACACAAAUGAAUUAUAAAAUUCAUAUGGAAGAGUAAGGUCCAGGAAUACCUCAGACAACUCUGGGAAAGAAGAGGAGGAGGGGAGUUGUGGUAACGACAGUCCAGCAGUAGAGUCAACUCAAACCCAAGCAUGUGUGGGAACUUGUAUGUGUGAGCUGAAGAGUUACAAAUAGAUGGGGAAGGAUGGGCUAUUUACUAAAUGGUGCUGGGAGAACAGGCUCUCCCCAUGGAAAAACAAUUAGAUCCUCACAUUACACAACAGUACAUUCCAGAUGGGAUUAAAGACUGUAUAUAAAACUUUAGAAAGAGCUGCAGUGGAAUACCUUUGUCACACCGGGAAAGGAGUCCCUACACAAGUUAUGAAAAUAAAUUUCAAAAUGAAGAGACUGAUACAUUAAGAUAAAAAUUCUAUGUAAACAAAGGCAUCCUAACAGAGUUAAAAAGCAAGAAUAGACCAGGAAAGUAUUUACAAUAUAUAACAAAUACAUUAGUACACAGAUUAUUUUGAAAACUAUAAAUCACUAAGAAAAAAAGAUACACGCCAGGUAGAAAAAUGGGGAAGUUUAUGAAUGGAGAAGUCAAUGAAGAGAAAUCCAAAUGACCAGUAAACAUAAGAAAUGAUGCCCAGCUUCACUCAAGUUCGCUGGGGGUUAUUGGAGCACUGCAAUUUAGGCAACGAUGAGAUACCAUUUCACACCUAUUGGAUUUCCCGACACGGAAGAGUGUUAGCAUCACGUGCUGGCAAGGAUAUAGAGCAAUGGGAACUUUCAGAUGCUGCUGGUGGAGAUUGGUAUCGUUUGGAGAGCAAUUUGGCGAUACACGGUGAGGCUGGACUUGCUAGUCCACAGCCAGACAUAUCCUGGAAGAACUCUCCCACGUGUGCACAAAGAGACUUGUAUAAGAAUGUCCAUGCAGGCGUUUUUUUAAAUGAAGGAAAACCCACCUUCCCUGAAGUAGAAUAGAGAACUAAAUCAAAAUAGUCACACCAUGCAAGACUCUACAGUGGUUAGAAAUGAAUAAACCAGAUCUAUAUCUACACAGAUACAUCUCUCAAAUAGUGUUGAGAGAGAAAAAAGGCAAAUUGUAGGUGUCCAAUGUGAUCAUAUUCAUGUAAACGUUAAGAAACACACAAAGCAGGCCGGGCGUGGUGGCUCACGCCUGUAAUCCCAGCACUUUGGGAGGCAGAGGCGGGUGGAUCAUCUGAGGUCAGGAGUUCGAGACCAGCCUGGCCAACAUGGUGAAACCCUGUCUCUACUAAAAAAAUAUGAAAAUUAGCUGGGCGUGGUGGUGCACGCCUGUAAUGCCAGCUACUCAGGAGGCUGAGGCAGGAGAAUGGCUUGAACCUGGGAGGUGGAGGUUGCAGUGAGCUGAGAUGAACAGGACUGCACUCCAGUCUGGCCGACGAGUAGAGUGAAACUCUGUCUCAAAACAAAAACAAAAACAAGCAAAAACAAAGCACAAAGCAAUACUGUAUUAAUUAUGGAUGCUUAUAGAUGUAGUAAAAGUAUAAAAGUGUGGGCUGUAAGGAUCUGCAUCAAAUUCUAGUUAGCAAUGACCUCCAAGAAGGGAGGGAGGGGAGAGGAACUUCAAACUUUAUCUGCAGUGUACUGCUUUACAACACACGCUUAUGUGUGUGGGUGUGUGUAUGUAUAAACAUACGUGGAUUAUAUACAAAAUUGUGCCUAGACAUUUUGUACUUUUUUUCUUUGUAUCAGGGUAUAUUACAUGUGGUGAUGUGUACAAGUGUGUAUAUAUACACACGUAUAAUAUAUAAACACACGUAUAUUGACGCAUAUACCUAUAUACAUAGACAUAUACACAGAUACACAUAAAACAUUGAAGAGAGAAAAAAGAAAAGGGAGAUGCACAUGGUACACCUACCGCAUGGUGCUUCUGGACCAUCUGAAGCCCACCGCUGGAGGCAGGUGCCUGCAGGCCCAUGUUAAGAAGUCCCUACUUUAGAUGUCCAGACUGGGCCGAUCCACUUGUCAAGGAAAUGGUGACAGAGAAACAGAAUGUCUGGCUGCAGGUCGCAUGGGCGUUUGGACAGAGCUGGACACGGAGCCCAGGAACCCUUCCCUUCUCCCCUGCUUCUUUCUCCUUCCAGUCACCCUCGCUCUAACCUGUGUGCAUUGUCACCUUUGACAUUGUGACUCAGAAAAGACAAGUUGCUUGUGUGGAGAGGAUGGCAGCAAGGUAUUCUCCACAUACCAAAUCACAACAGCUCAGCGUCUGCUGCUCUUGGAAAUGAUGUUUAUCUUAAGGGUGGUUCUUGGAUGCCAUGCUUUCCCUUGGGUUUUUGCUUUGCCUGGGGUAUUGAGCUAAUUUGUUGCUUCUGAGUCUGAACAUAAAAAGGCAGGCUGGCUGCCAGGGCCCUAAAAGAUCUAAGAGCCUUAAAUGAUCUUGAACUUGCCUUAAAUAGUUUUACUUAAAAUAGCUACUGAGCAGGACAUACCUGGCCCAGAAUUUCAGGUGAGCCUGCACGAUUCAUUUGUCAGCAGAGGAAAAUUGUCAUGCUGCAGACAACUUGUUCUUGCAAUGAAAAACAAGCCGAAGCCUUAACCAGGUGUUAAAAUGAUGGGCCAGAACUUGUUCCAGCCACAGCGUCAGGGGUUUGGUAGGGACAAGGGGAGACCCGGAAGAGCAGUCACCUGUGACCUAGUUCUCUGGGAUUGGUUUUCGGUCUAAGGCUGUCUUGGUUUUAUGCUCUGAGCCAAGCUGGACUGGCUGUGCGCGGCUGGCCUGCGAGAGGUUCUGGGUGUGAACUGAGGGACAGAGGCAAGAUGAGGGUUGUGAAGCUCAUUGUCUUAACCCUCCUAUCUGACGUCUUCACCCGGAUGGUGAUGCCUUUAAGUGGGCAGGAGUUUAAUUGACCGGACUGCCCUCCUGAGUCAUUGGAGCUGGUGCGGGGAGUGGUGAUCAAAGCCGAGCCAGCUGCCAUCUCUGGAGCCAGAAAAGCUCCAGAAGGCAGCAUCCAGGGCAGACUCAGAAUCAGGACUGAGCAGGUGCAGGGGCAGACUCAGAAUCAGGAGCAGACUCAGAAUCAGGACUGAGCAGGUGGCUCAGCUGACUGGACCAUUAGAAAGGCUUGAGUUUCUCUGGGCGGAAACCAGGGAAGCAAAUGAGAAACACGGAGCUGUCGAUGGGCUGGGGGAGGCUGGGACACCGCCUGAUACUCCUGCCGGCUUUGAGCUUUGGGUGGUGACAGGGACACUCAGGGCUGUCCAGACCCUGUUCUCCAGUGUCCGCCAACUGCAUGCCGGCUGGGAACGUCCUGAGCUUUUUUGGAUCUCUGAGCCUCUACACAGAUUGUGGCAUCUAGAAAGUAGUUCCUCUGAUCUUCUGCAGCUCAGCCAGGCUGCCGACACCUCUCCUCCUCCUUUCACCCUGCCCUGGGAGGGCUUCCGGGUUGUACUUGCCCUGGGUGGCUGGCCUCCUCCUGGCUCCUGGGACUGGGUCUUGGCCUUGCCACCGACCAGAAGCCCUGGUCUUGCUCCCACCAGCUGAUGUUUCUCCUGACUAUUGCUCCGAAGGCCCUCACCAGCCCUGCAGGGAGGUGUCACCAGGCCUGGUUAAUGGUGAUGAGGCCUUAGACCCAGGUACCUUCUGACAAACCAGUGACUGACAGGCCAGGGCCGGACCCCACACCCUCUGACUCACCUUCUACUGCUGUCACCUCGUACCUGCUUCCCAGACAAAGGUAAAUCAUCAGACAGAAAAGCCUUUCGGCUUCUGCCAGAAUGAACAGACAAGAGGCAUAGCAACCUCCGGAGACCCCACCAGCCGCCGUUUCUCCCUCUGUCCACCGGGUGCGUGCACAUGCGUGUGCGUGAACGCGCACAGACUCAAAGGGCUGCACACCAGCAUGGCUCUGUCUCGGGGAAUCUGUACUGGCUCCUGCUCAUCAGCAUUGGAACCACUCACACCUCUCUCUAUUGGAGGGAAAAAGAAAAGCCCUCCAGUCCUUCUAGGAAGCCACUCAAACUACACAUUUGAGUCACUCACAUUUCAGUCACUCAAGCUGCACAUUUAUCAGCUGGACUAAUCAUCUUUUGCUGAAACCUCCUCCUCGUGUGGGUCCCUGUCUACAAGAAGAGACCCCUGUCUACCUUAGUGGCAGAGCUGGAGGCCUAGAGGUCACCAUCGCCUCCUCCUGCUCCCGUGCUCCCCCAAGCCUGUCUCACUGUCUCCUGAAUGGCUCUCAGGCUCCCUGCAUUGCCCCUGCCACCGCCCAGCACAGGCUGUGGCCUCUGUGGCCUCUACCUGCCUCAGGGCCUCCUCCUGCCCCACCCCACCGCCUCGAGCCCUGGCUGUAGCUGCAGCUCUGCCCAUCCCCCAUCUUCAUGCUUUUGCUUCCUUUCAGGCUUUGCUUCUGUUGUUCUUCCUGCCCAGAACGGCUUUACCUGUCACCAGGUUCGCCCCUCAGCCUUCCCACCCGUCACCAGGUUCGCCCCUCAGCCUUCCCACCCGUCACCAGAUUCGCCCCUCAGCCUUCCAAGUUCUGCUGCACUGUCAGUUCCAUCAGCCGACUCACCCCGAUUUCCCCAGCCCGCCGGAUGUACCCUUCGUCUGGGCCCCCAGGCCCCCUGCCACCUGGACGUUGCCUGCUGGCUUGCCUGUUUCUGACACUGGGCUCUGGGCUUCCUGGGUGAGUCAGCCCAAAGUUAGGCCUCUGGCUGCUCUCUAAGGUUAGUUCCGAUUCUGCCACCUCUGUGGUGGCCGGCAGACGUGCGUUCAUUUAUUCAGCGAGUAUUGCUGUGUGCUCUCACUGGCCUGGGCACUUAGAGAUAAGAAAAUGUGGCCCCUGCCUUGCAAGAGUCUUAAGAGACUCUUGGUUAUGAGUCUUUGUGAGGGACCAAGGCCAGGCACCUGCGCUUUGUUUAAGUGUCAUUUAUUGAACCACCCCCACCAUCGCUUUCUCAUCCCAAUCGUUUGCUUUUUGGAGUCACUCGAUAGGCCCUGCCACGUACGUACUUGUACAUGAGGACACCCUCUUUGUGAUGCUGUAGUUUGCCUCUUGGCCAGGUCAGCUCCACACUGAUCUGAGAGCCCUGUGUCCCCUGAAGGCCCCACUAGUGCCCUGGAGGCCCCACUGGUGCCCUGGAGCUCACUGUGGAUGCUUCACACCCUGCGGGUCCCAUCAUCCCAUCAAGCUGUGGUUUUUCCUGAUGUCCUUGUGCCUCUGCCCUUUGAGCAUCUGGAGGACCCAGCAGCAGGCGCAAGGCCCCCUGUCUAGUCCUGCAAGGAAGGGGGAUGAAUAGCCAUCAGCUGUCAGGAGCCUCACGCUCCAUGGGAUGGGAUCAGCAGCCUAGGGUUCCCAUGGCAACCAGCCCAUCAAUGCCCUCAGUGUCAAGACAGGGGCACCGUGGAAAGGAAGAAAGUCUCAUUGUCUUGCCUUGGCUGCUUGGGCAUAAACAAGCUGCGCUCCACAGGGCCCCGCAGCCACGCCCGACCUGUGGCUCUGCCCAGCCGCACAUGGACCCAUUUACUGAAUUGGGCUGGGAAGAGGCUGUCACUGUUAGUUCUCUAAUCUUCCUCGGGGGCUCUUGUAUUUCUGCCACCGGCCAGCAUCCAUCACUUCUAGAGUCCUUGUUGGGAAAAUCCAUCUUCUCAGUGAGAGUGGGCAGAAACAGCCCAAAUGGAGCAGACUACCGAAGCUCUGAGUGAUCAGCCAGACCGCCCUGGGGGGAAUCCAUCAGUGGGUAAUGGCAUCACUCACGUUCCUGCAAGGAACCUGGACUUCCAGACUUUCCCGCUUUGGUUUCAAACACCCUGAUGACAACUCUCAGACAUAUCUCCUGUGAUCAUUUAAGCAGAUCACCUUGAGAUGACCACUGCUGGGCUUGCCACAGGCGGACAGUCUAAGAAGGUCCUGUCCCCCUUCCUGGACUGUCCCCCUGGGAGGACCCCAGCAGUGGUCACUUACAAGAGCUUCCUUCUUGCCUUCAAAAGGCCCAAGUUCACCUCCCUGAUCAUUGCCGGACUCUUCCCUGGGUGGAGAUCUGGGAAGGUGGUGGAGGGGAAGGGAGGGGCUGCCUCGUGUUGGAUAAGGGCCCUCCCACCAGAGGUCAGGCCUGCUGUUCCCUGUCUAGUAGAAGGCUGCAUGGAGGUGCUCCUGUGCCCCACACCGUUCUGCUCACCUAUCUUGUACCCCGUCCUCCAGAUGGGAAACCAGAUGUCUCUCUGGAUUCCUCCCACCAGCCUCUGCAUGCACCGACCACAGCCCUGUCCGACCAGCCUCUGGGUCUUUCUCCCCUGCCACCCAGCCCAUGGCCACAGCCGAGGCCGGGCCUGCUCACUCAUACUCUCACUGGUGGUGAGUGUCCUGGUGACUGCCUCACUGGCUUCCCUGCCUCCCUUCCAGGCCAUUUCCCACACGGCCAUCCGUAGGAUUCUUCAGAGCCCCACUGCUCUGUGCUCACCCAGAACCCUUCACUUUUACCACACGCAUCUUCAUGAAGUCCGGGCCUUUGACAUUCAGGACACUUUCCAUAUGCUUUUUCUUUCUUCUGCACCUAUCUGUUGCUGUCGUUUUAACCUGGGGGCCCCUUCCUUGUGUGGUCUACCCGGGCCCUGCCCUUCUUUGGCAUUAGCCAAAGUGCUGCUUCCUGACCUGCCUGCAGCCCUGUCCUCUCCGAGCUCCACGGAGGGGCUCGGCCAUGGCGUGCGGGGUGUCUCUCUCCCCGCUAGACCCUCUGGACCACAGCGUCUCAUAGUCUGCGUCUUUACGUGACUCAUUUUGCUUCCUGAGGCCCUAGUGCAGUUCCUGGCACUGAGAAGGUUUAGUGAAUGAGAAAUUGUUAGAAUUUUUUAUAUCAGGACCUGUGAUGUCCUGAUUCCAUUCACCAAAGGCAAAUCAUCCUUAAGCGUGAGUAUGGAGAAAAUGCUGACCUUGUUAUCUUCACUUCUGCUGAGCUCUAGCAGGUUUGUGAGCAGCAAAUAUUUGUGAUGUUUCUGUAUAGUCAAAUAUCGCUUAUGCUUUCCACCCUUUGACAUCUCUUGGUACCUUGCUUUUGGGUUCUGUGUUUCCUGGGACUGAGUCUUGCUGAGUGAUUCCAGUGUCACCUGCAGGGACUCUGCUCUCAAGGCCAAGGCAGAUGUUCAGUCAUCUGUGCCACGUGGCUACUCCGAGGCAGAACCGGCAAGUCUGGACACACCUAGCAUCCUAGCCUGGUGUUCUCUGAAGCUCAGAACGAGCAUCUUGCUCCUUGGUGGGCAGAAGAACAAGAGGAAAGGAAGCCAGAAAAAGAGGACCGGGGAAGCCACAGAAGAGGGAGGGAGGGAAAGUGGGAAGGAGGACUGAGGACAGGAGGCAUGGGUGUGUCCUGCGGCCUUGGUGGAGCCUGUCCUGUGGAAGGUUUAUUUUCUGUAAAGAAGCAGUCUGGCUCGUGCCUGUACUCAGCCUCUCUGUCCCCACACGUGACUGUCCUUAGAAUAGCAACUGGGUCCUCGGAUUCCAGUACCCCACCAUGACUGCCGCCAGCCACUCCUAUGUCAGUCUUGGCUGUCUGCCAGGCACUGCUGAUGAUUGCCCCCAGAACCGUACUAUUAAUCCCAUUACACAGAUGAGCAAACUGAGACCCACAGAGGCUGAGUAACCUGCUAUAGUAGUAAGGGUCAGAGCAAGGCUUUCAACCUGGGCAACUUGCAUUCCAGGCCUUCCUCAUAGACAGAGUCUGUGUCUAUUAGGAAAGGCUACAAGGAGCAGGUGGCAUGUGAGCCGCCACGGAGCUUGGCUUGGGGCUUUCUAAGUGGCUAGGGCAGAGGGGUGCAGUCCAGGCAGAUGGAGGGUUGGGGCAGAAGGGACCUGUGAAGAAGUCCUCCUGUACUAUGGGAUCCUCCCCUCCUUAUCAGGGCUCUGGCCUGGAGCUCAGUUCAAAGGCUUAUCUAUGCAGGAAUGAAGGCAACAUUCUUGAUGUAGAGUCUAAGAGUCUGAAGGUCAGGGAACCUUUCUUGGAUACCCUCCUUUCUGCCUACCAGAACCCUGUGUUUCCUGCCUGCUGGGAGGCAAGUGGAACACAGUAGAACCAGAUCCCAAGAGGAGAGAAGAGGCUGGAGGGGGACCCACAGUUGCAUAGAGGGUAGCAUGGCCUGGUUAUAAGACUGUUUACACUACUUGAUUCCUCUCAGUAUAAUACAGAAAGGAUAUGUGGAUACAGAAUAUUUUUGCAAUACAGAAAAGAACAAGAAAACCAUAAAAAUCACCCAUAGUCCCACCACCCCAAAAUAAUCACUGUUGACACUUUGGGCCAUGACUUUUUGUUUUGUGAUUCUGUGUCUGAGUGUGUGCGUGCACACUCAUAUGCAGGUUGAAUAUCCUGUAUCUGAGAUGCUUGGGAAAAGAAAUGUUUUGGAGUUCCAAUUAUUUUAGAUUUUGAAAUAUUUGUGUUAUGUUCACUUGUUGAGCAUCUCUAACCUGAAAAUCUGAAAUUGGAAAUGCUUUGAGUGUCCUGUUGGAUUUUGGAGUAUUUUAGAUUUUCAGGUUAGGGAUAUUCAACCUGUGUAGGUAUGCAUGCACACACACACAGACACACAGACACACACACACACGCACACACAUAUAUUCACCAAUGUCUUAUACAAAUAGGAUUGUCUACUUUUGCAACUUGUACCUCCCACGUCAAUAAGUCUUCUAUGGCGUAACUUGUAAUGGCUGCUCAGUGUACCUUGGCGUAGCUGGCCCAUCAUUUGUGUCAUUCUUUCCUGACGUUUAGGUCAGUGAGUUCUUUAUCACUGCGUGGGGAGGUGGAUAGUGCUGCAGCUGCUGUGGAAGGUCAGGACCGUGCAGGGAGGUGGAAGAGGCUCUGCCACUGCGCUGCUUCCCCGCCCCACAUGCCCUGGGUCCCUGGUUAUGGCGUCUCAUCCCACCUACCUGCAUCUCCCGUCCGGCAUCACCAGCCUUGCAGAGGGUCCACACUUGGUAACAUCUGUUCAGUUCAACUCAUUAGGAUUUUAUCGAGCAUUUUUAUUUAAAAAAUUAUACAUUGCAUAUAAAUUUAUAAAUUUAGAGUAUUAUAUAAAUGCUCCCCCAUUGUAAAGAAUUCACACAGUGCAGGUGUACAAAGCAAAAUCCAAAAUCUCCUUCCUCCCCUCAUCCGAUCCCUGAUUUACUCCUUCCCUGAGAUGUCACCACUGUUCACACAUUAGUAUAUGUGUCCUGUUUCUGUGCCUUAACAGACAGAUACGUGCGCAUAUACACACAAAAAGAAUUUUUGUUGUUUUUUUUUUUUUUAAUAUAAAUGGAAUCACACUAAACAUGUUUUUUUUUUUGGACCUACCUAGGUUUUCUUCACUAACAGUGGGACGUCUUGGGAAUCUUCCCAUGCUCGUACAUAGAGACCUACCUCAUUCUUUUUAAAUAGUUUUAUGGCAUUUUAGAGAUGCAACAUGUUUUGUUAUACCACACCUGUGAAUGUUCCUUUGAUUUGCCUCCAGUUUUUUUCUGUUAUAAGCAGUGUUGCAGUGGUUAUCCUUAUUCAUGACUCUGCACUUGUGAGAAUUUCUGUAGGAUCCAUAAGAACAAAACAAAUACUAGUUAUAAUAAUAAAUGGUGAUUGCUGGCCCUUACUGUGUACCAAGUAACUUUUCAUGUGCUUUCCUUGUAUUGACUCAUUUAAUCUUAGAAACUCUAUGGGGUAGGUGUUAUUAUUACCCUCAUUUUACAGAUGUGGAAACAAAAGCACAGAGAGGUUAAGUAACUUUUUCCCAGUUACACAACUUGUAGGUGCCAGAGCCAAGAUUUGAACCCGAAUAGUCUGACUCCAGAGAGGGGACCUGCUGAGUCAAUGUAUGUGUGCAAGUUACAUUGUGUUAGAUGUUGGCCAUGGCUCUCCCAACAGAUAGUGCCAGUUGACACUGCCCCCAGAAGUGUGUGUGGGCCCCACCGAUUUUGUGUAGUGAUGACCAAUUGUCAUAUUUGCCAGUUCUUAUAGGUGACAAAUGAGAUCUGGUGGUUGUUUUAAUAUGCUUCUUUUCCCUCAUUGUUAUUCAAGUUAAAUGUUGCUUGGCCAGCACAGUGGCUCACACUUGUAGUCCCAGCACUUUGGGAGGCUGAGGCUGGAGGAUCAUUUCAGCCCAGGAGUUCGAGACCAGCCUGGGCAAGAUGGCAAGUUCCUGACUCUACAAAAAAAAAAAAAAAAAAAUUAGCCAAGUGUGGUGGUGUACGCCUGUGGUCCCAGCUACUGGGGAGGAUGAGGUGGGAGAAUUCCUUGAGCCCAGGAGGUUGAGGAGUCAGUGAGCCAAGACCACAUCACCGCACUCCAGCCUGGACGACAGAGCGAGACCCUGUCUCAAAAUAAAUGAGUAAAUAAAGUUAAGUGUCUCUUUAUUUAUUAGGCAUUUUAAUCCUUCUCUGAAUUGCUUAUUUAUAUUCUUUGCCCAUUUUUUCAGUGGGGCUGUUUGUCUUUUAAUGAUUGCUUUCUCUGUGUUGUAGAUAUUCAUCCCUUGUUUUUAAGUACGUUGCUUUUCAUUGAACACUGUUCAGAGUGUUUGUUGGCUUUGCCUGUUGUUGUUUGAAGUAAAAUCUGCAGCACCAUUUGUUUGCCAGGCUUUGGGCUCGUCACUCAGUGUAAUUCAGAGAUGAGUAAGACAAAGUCCCCACCUAAAAUAGACAGCACGUAACUCUUGCGAGAGGAGUAGUGAACGGAAUAUAGGGGCGGAGUCCAAAUGUUUUAGGAUAAGUGAGGAGAAUGGGGCAGCCUCUCAACUGGGGAUUCAGGGAAGCCUUUGUGACCAGUGGCGCUAGGGCCAGACCUGGAGGGGUCCAUAGAAUGUUCACAGAGGAAUGGGAAGUGGGGGUGUGUUUGGGCAGAUGGAUCGUGAGUGCUUUAAUCUGCAUCCCAUCCGAAAACAACUCACCUUCAAUGACCCACUGGAAAAGAGUCUCAUGAAGAGGCUACUUACAGGGUGUGCAUGGGGACAAGGGAACCAACAGAGGGUGUUGAGGUACCCGGGGACUGGGUAGGCAGUGGUGGGGAGCUGCUGCAGGGAUGGAGGCAAAACAGUGUUAGCAGAUCCUGUGGGAGCUGGAGCUGAGUAGGGUGCAGCCUCCUUCUGGUGCCUCCAUUGGCCUGGGCAGUAUUGCCUGGAGGGCUUAGUCUUCUGCAGCACUGAGCAGGGCAGAGAAUGGUGGAGAGUGGGUCAGAGGUGUCAGGGGAGGUGGAGGGAGAAAAAUCAGCUCAGUAAGGAUAAAAGCAGAGAUAGAAGUUCCAGAUGUGUGAAGGCCUCAGCAAUCCUCGAUGCCAUUAGAGGGUAGGGGGGUUCAUUUGCUGCUGGUUUUACUUAGCAAACAUUUAUUGGAUGCUGGCUCAAAGCCUGGCCCCGGACGAGGUGCUAAGUUAUAAAGAUGGGUCAGGCAGGCUGCGCACCCCAGUGAUCACCGCCGUGGCGCCAGUUUUAGCUUUCCACGUGUCCUCUCCGAGGGUCACAGCAGAGGCCUGUGGUUUUAUGUCUGUUAGACCCCAUGUACCUGGAUCUGUGCCUCCUUGUCCCAGUUGGAGUUUAUUUAGGUGUGUCUGUCUGAGGACAGAUUUUAACAUGGAAAAAUAAGUCCAUUUUUGGCCGCCAUUGAAUUCAGUCUAACAUACAUCUUGAUCUUCUGCUGUUUUUUUCCAACUUAAACAAACAAACAGAAAUCCCAAUUUGUGUUCCUCUUGAUAAAGCCCAAUUUCUAUAGAAAGAAAAGAAACCUUAUUGCUGUCCUAUCAAAGUAACCAUUUAUGACUGAGCUCAUUAACAGUCUUAUACACGGUUCUGUUUCUCAUUUGCAGGAAUAUGAUGCCGUUAGCCAAGAACAAGAAGUUAGAUUUGUUUCAGAGGCUUAGACAACUUUAUGUAUCAUGACUUUGAUAAUCUAAGACCCUCACAACCAUUCAUUCAUUCAUUCAUUCAUUAUUUAUUUAUUUAUUUACUUAUUUAUUUGAGACAUGAGUCUCACUCUGUCACUCAGGGUGGAGUGCAAUGGUGCGAUCUCAGCUUACCGCAACCUCUGCCUCCCAGGUUCAAGGAAUUCUGCCUCAGCCUCUCUAUUAGCUAGGAUUACAGGCGCACGCCACCACCUCCAGCUAAUUUUUAUAUUUUUAAUAGAGAUGGGGUUUCACCAUGUUGGCCAGGCUGGUCUUGAACUCCUGACCUCAGGUGAUCCACCCACCUCGGCCUACAACCAUUCAUUUUAGCACAAGAUGCAAAAGCCUGUCUGUGGGAAUAGAUGCUUUCUCUUCCCCAUGGAGUUCUGUGAACUCAUUAGUACUUUCUAGGAUUUUUGUUUGCUUGCCUGCUUUUUCAAGGAAUUUGCUAUUCUACCUUGUUCUGAUAUUUGGUCAAAUCAGAAAACGUUAGAAAACCAAAUUGAUUCUUUCUUACACUAAAUAAUCUUAAAAUCCAAAUGAAGGCUAGGCAUGGUGGCUUAUGCUUGUAAUCCCAACACUUUGGGAGGCCGAGGUGGGAGGAUCCUCUGAGCCCAGAAGUUCGAGGCUGUAGUGAGCUAUGAUCAUGCCACUGUACUCCAGCCUGGAUGACAGAGUGAGACACUGUCUCUACAAAAAAUAAAAAAAUUAGCCAGUCAUGGUGGCAUGUGCCUAUAGUCCCAGCUACUCAGGAGGCUGAGGCCAGAGGAUUGCUUGAGCCUGGGAGGUCAGGGCUAUGCAGUGAGCUAUGAUCAUGCCACUGCACUCCAGCCUGGGUGACAGAGCGAGACUCUGUCUCUAGAAAAGAAAAGAAAACAAAACAAAAACCAAUCCAAAUGAAACCUCAGAGGUAGGUAUGGACACAUUAGCUCUGGGAGACUGUCAAUACAAGGCUCACAUUGAGGGACCAGAACUAACAGACCCACACUAUCACAAGCCAGGUCUUAACAGCCUUCCUUUUCCAACCAGGGAAGGGCAGCUCUCAAACCUAACCAGAGGAUCUUUCCACUUUCUCUUUUGAUUGUUACUCAUAAAGAGCCCUGGAUGUAUUUUCUAUUUUCUUCUGUCAAAAGUUCAAUGGCUACAGAGAACUAUAGAAAAUCCUGUCUUAACCCAAUUUAUUUUCUUAUUCCAAGUUGGUUCUACUUUCCAGCAAUUGGUUCCUUUCCUGGAGGUAGUUGCUUUGUGCUUGGUGUGUGCUGAUGGCUGUGCCAGCCUGGGCAUCUCAUCAUGCCAGGGAGCUGCUCAGCCUCCUCCCUGGUCUCUCCUGAAAACUGACCUCCUCAGUGGAGUCUCAGUGACCAGGCGCCACCAUUGAGAGAUCCUUUUGUCUCUCCAAGGUUGAGGGAACCUGUUUGUGCACUUGCCACUGUCAUUCUCCCCACAGCGUCAGUUUUGUUUGAAUCGUGCUGUCAGGUUGCAUGAAUUAGAUUGCAAGUCUCGAGCUUGGGCCAUGUUUCUGCAUGCACCGUGGGUGUGAAACUGAUGCCUGGCAGAUUGUCCCAUCGUUAGAAACACUGGACAGAGCCGGAAGGGAGCAGCCAUGCUGCCCAACCCGUUUUCAAUGCCAUGACUUUGUCCUGAGGCCUCUUCAGGGAGCUGUGUUAACGUUGAGCCCAGUUUGAUUUCUGCGUCGGCCCCUUCAUAGCAGAAGACGACCUGCUGACUGCUGUGGCCAGGCCACCUGGCCGUGGGGCUUUGAGGAGAGACUCAAGCCAACAAGUGCCGUCAGUCAGAGCAUGUCUCUGGUCUGCCUGUGUCCCCUUGCUGGGUUCUCAGCAAUCUGGGGCGAUGCCUCCGUUCGAUUUUUUUUUCCUCAGAGGAUUAUGGAGUUUUCUGGGUCAUUUAGCUUUUUUUUAUCACAAUUUCGUGUUUCUUAGGUCCAUCCAUAGGAGAAUGGAAAAACAAAUGUGAUACAUUCAUUCAGUGAGCACUCUUUUAUUCAGCAAUAGAAAGGAACAGACAACCAGCAUGCAUAACAACGUGCAUGUGUCUCAUAGACAGGCCAAGUGAAAGAAACCUUACAUGAGGGUGCCUGACUCCAUUCAGAGGAGGUUCUAGAACUGGCAAAACCAAAUGUGGGGGCAUGAAAGCUGGAGGUUGACCGGGAAGGCACAUGCGAGACUUUCUGGAGUGAUGGCUGUCUUCUGAAUCUCAGUAGGGGUUUGAGUUAUACAAGUGUGUACAUUUAUCCAAACUCAACAAAUGUGUAAUUUACUUUUGCUUGUUUCAUCAUAUCUAAAUUUUAUCUCAAAAGAAAUAAAUCUAUAAGCAAAUAAUGAUGUGUAUGUUGAAGUCUUUAGGGAGAUGUAUGUUGUGUACUGAUACUGCAGUUUACUUUGGAAUGCACCAAAAAUAAGAUGUGUUGACAAAUGGAUAGAAGGAUGGAUGGAUGGAGAGAAGUUUGAUCAAGUGAUUUUAGUGAAUAUGUUAAUGGUAGAAUCAAGGUAAUGGGCAUAUGGAUGUCUGCCAUACAAUUCAUUCAACAUUGGUGCAUGUUUGAAAAAUUUCAUAGCAAGAUGUUGGGAGAAAGGUAUUUUUGUGGACGUGGGAGAGACCCCAUGUUGUCUUUGAAGACAUAAUCAUAAAUUUAUGUUUAGAGAUGAGGAUUAGAAGCCUUUCUAGGGAUUUAGUAGGGCAAAUGAUGUCAUCAAAGAAAUCUCCUGGAAUCUGGGUUCAGGGGCAUUUGCUUUUGUAGAGGAUGUUCUGGGGCUACACUGGCAUCUGAAAGGAUUACUGUGGCUCUCUGAGCCACUAACUUGCUAGGCUUUCCCCAGGCAGAGUUUCAGCCCCAGGGAGAAGCUUCCCAGUAAAUGUAAAUGAGCAGAGUCCGUGGUUUAAGGACCUUCCUGCGGAGGAGAGAGAAGGAGGAGAGAUAAGCCGCAGACACCCCUGGCACGGCAAGGUAGGCUGGGUUGCUUGCCUGCUAAUUAUCUUCUCGGUCUUGCUCCGCAGUGUUUCUCUAGUUUCAGAAUUUGAAUUGCUGACUUUGUGUAGAAUUUUCAGCCUCUCGAGUUGUUGAAUUGAAGGGCAGCACCACAGCCAUUCCCUACAGAGUCCUAACGGACAGGCGUCCUAUGUCGGAAUCCUGAUCCUGUGUAACCCCGGGGAUGUACCAGGGCAAAUGCAGCAAAGACACAGCGGUCAGACUCCUUGUGGGAGAACCCCGGCCUAGGAGAAGCUGCUGGUAAAUUUAGGGCACGUUGGAGAAGUGGGGGUGGGGAGAGAAGAGAAGAAUGAAAGCAUUAUUCUAAGGAGCUACUUUUAUUUAUAGAUUCUCCUAAUUCUAUUAAAAUGAAUGCCGGAGGGAUGUAAAACUUGGAACACAUAACACAUAAUAGAAAUGAAAGGACAUUAAACUAAAAUAGGGAAAAAUGGUAAAAUGAGAAGAGAAUCUUAGUACCAAGAGGAAGAUGUGACAUUUUUCUGAAAUAAAAUAAUCUUACAGCACAGUGUAUGGGGAAAGUGAAUUAAAUAAAGUAAGGACUUGGUUAGCAGAAAACUUGGAAGGAAACAAAAUAUUUCAUAAUGAAAAGGAGAAAGUGUUAAGCUGACUCAAGGGGAAAACACAUACAGAUAUUACACUAAUUACAUUAUAAAGACAGAUAAAUAAGAUGUCAUUGUUGUAAAAGGAAAUAAAACUAAUUAAAUGUUUAAUGUGCUUUAAGAGACAUUGGUGAAAUAAAAUAUAUUAACUAUGGUAAAAUAUGUGAACAGGCAUAAUUCGCCUGCCUUGUUCUGGCAGCCAGCACAGUACCUCACCUCCUGUGUACAAAACAAGGGACGUUUGAUCCCUGAGUUGGAAUGGUUCAGCUCUUUCUUCAAAAAAAAUGGCAGUUAGAAGCACCUCCAACAACUGAAUGUUUGCAAUAAUGCCAGUCCCGAAGUGAGCACUCAGCGCGUGUUGUUGCCAGUCAUAUUGAUAUCAUCACGGCGAUUAUCAUUAGCACUGGAUGAGAGAGAAACAGCACGUCCUUCCAGCGUCAGGCCUUGGAGUCAGACUAGGAAAGCACUAUUUUUAAAGUAGGAAUUUAAAGCUAGUAAAAAGUGUCACGGAGAAGAUUUCAGAUCCACUGUUUCUUUUACCUUUUGUGUUGGCCGAUUUGAAAAGCUUAGGAUGGAAAAGGCAGAAGUUAAGCCAAACUAGGAGACAAACUGCUGAGCCAUGAUUCAGCAGCUGGGACAUUUCCAGCCUGCACACCGUCCUCACCGGCUCCCAGCGAGGCACCCGGCUCUAGCCGCUCCAUUCAGCAGCGUGUGGACACCCCUGCUCAGUCCUUCGCCUGCCUGGCAUGUUCUUCGGGGCUCGUGCCCACCACCACUGACGCAAAAGAGGACCCUCUUGCCUGAAAUUAAUUAACUAAGGAUUCUCUCUUAAAGAUGAAAGAAAAUAAAACUUGGGGUUAAGAUGACAGACGGAGGGUCUCUCGGCACUUCACCCAUGUCGGCAUCUUGGAGCCAGCGUAGAAGCUUAUGAAGGAAUGGUUUCUCGCCUGCACACAGUCACGCAGGGCAUGUAGCAGCUCUCUACACACGUGCAUUUGCCUGUAAACUACAAAUGCUCACUGUCUUCAUUCCCAAGAGACUGAAGUGCCUGGAGAGGCUGGAUUAUUAUCCUCUCCCCCAGCUUUUCUUGCUCUGGGCAUCACUUGGGAUGGAUUGUACAGAAAACUGACCAUCUUAAUUAAAUGAGCAGGAGUUGUAAGGCUCUUCUAGAAUGGGAGGGCAAAGGUGGGAGUGUUUUUUCUCCCUGUAAUAGUCAAAUUUCCCCAGAAUGCCUAAAAAAACACGUGUUUCUCAUAGCGCUAUUUUGAUCUAGUAGUUCUUGCAAAAAGAGCUAGUGACAAAAUGAGAACUUUGAGAUCAGAAGAGCUGGGUACGAAUCCCAGCACUUUCGACGACACCUUGAUCAACAGCUGGGGACCUCUGACAUCCUUGAAUGUCAAAUCAUUCACCUGUAAAAUAUGAUUGCAACAAUCAUUGCCAAAAUAGAAUUCUAUAUCCAGCUGUUGUGAGGAUUGCAGCAUAAACUUAAACCUCCGUGAGACGAGCUGUCAUCACUAGUGCAGAUGUGAGGUCUGUCUCCUUGCCUGACGGGCACACUCCAUGCUGAUCCUAGAGAGAGCUGUGCCUUCCUGUGUGGAUACCUAACAGCAGUCCAUACUGUGACCACUGGCCCAGCAUCAAGGACGUGGAUGGCCACUCCCAGUUAUUAGUACCAACUGCUGUCUCCUUCAUGGACAUUUUGCCUGGGAUGGUUCUUUAUUGGAUUUUGGAGGAGCCAUACAAUUCUGGGUGUUUGUGGAGUCCUGGAGUCAUGGCCCACCUUCUGACACGAGAGCUGAAAUUUGGAAGCAUCAGAUUUCUGUGAUUUUAUUUAACCAGUAAUCUAAAAGCUCCUGCUGGAAAUGGAGAGUUUGCAUCCUGCUAAGGAAUAAUAUGCUGGAUGUCACCCAAUUCCAGAGCAUCAUCAAACAGUAGCUAGGAAUGUAUUCAGAUGCAAAAAGUAGAUGAUAGUGGCUUAAACAAAGUGGGGCUCACUGUUUUCACACAGUGAAUAUGAAGAUGGACCAUCCAGGGCUGGUGCUGUGACGAUGAUGAUGAUGGUGACAAUGACAAGGAUGACAAACUCUUACUGGGCAAGAAACUGCUCUGAGGGCUUGAUCUCAUUUACUACUUACUGCUAACCCACAAACUAGGUACUUUCCCUGUCUCCACAUCACAGAUGAGGAAACUGAGGCACAGAGCAUUCAGAUGACUUAACCCAAUUAGAAAUGGCAGAGCCAGAGCUGACACCACACUUUUUUCUCCUUUGUUAUUUUUGAAACAUGUUUAACAUUUAAAAUCUAUUAUUUGACACAUAUAAAAUAUUUCCCACAAUAUAUUUGUUGGUUAUACAAAGUAUAACAAUAGAACCUGUGAAGCCACCACCCGUCCAGUGACUAGGCUAUUACCAGUAUUACCUACGCGUUCCUUGCACCCUACCACCUGCCAGACACCUCCGGCUCCCGCAGGAAGCCACUGUCCGCGUGGCUUGCGUAUCUCCGGCGUAGAUGUGCUUAGACAACGUGUUGCUUAGCUUUGGUUUUGAGCACUGUGGGAAUGAUGUACUGUGUGGGGUAUUCUGAGACUUGCUUUUCUCCCCCCAGUUUAACAUCGUGUUUCUAAGGUUUAGCCACAGUGUGGCUAUGGCCCCAGCUUAGCUGUGGUUCUCUUACUUUCACUGCUGUGAACACUACCGUGUUUUUUGGCCAGCACAUCUCAAUGUAUCUGUCCAUUCUCCUGGCAUGUUUGUAAUUCUUUUUUAAGAAUUGUUGUUGGCCAGUCGUGGUGGCUCAUGCCUGUAAUUCCAGCACUUUGGGAGGCUGAGGCAGGUGGAUCACCUGAGGUCAGGAGAUCGAGACCAGCCUGGCCAACAUGGUGAAACCCUGUCUCUACUAAAAAUACAAAAAAUUAGCUGGGUGUGGUGGUGGGCACUCGUAGUCCCAGCUACUCGGGAGGCUGAGGCAGGAGAAUUGCUUGAACUGGGAGGCAGAGGUGGCAGUGAGCCGUGAUCGUGCCAUUGCACUCCAGCCUGGGCGACAGAGCGAGACUCUGUCUUGAAAAAAAAAAAAAAAGAAUUGUUGCUAAGAACAGCCUUAUACAAGACCGCUAGUACACAAAUGCCAGAGUUUCUUUGGGGUGUGUGCCUAGAAUUGGGAUUACUGGGUGUACAUAUACGGCAUAUGAAUCCUUUGUCAGUUAACAGGAGUGGGAAACCGUGUUUCCCAGUUUAUGAAUUUUUUUUACCUGUAUGGGGUGUCUUCUGAUUAAACUGGAGAGUUAACUUUUACAUAAUUGUAUAUAAAAAUUUAUUCUCUUUUAAUAACAAUUCUGUUAAGUUAUAAUUCACAUAGGAUGCACCUAUCUAGAGCAUGCAGCUCAGUGGGUUUUGGUACAUUCAGAGAGUUGUACAACUGUCCCCGCACCCCAUCUGAUAACAUUUUCAUCACCCCAGAAAGAAAUGCUAUCCCCGUCUUAGCAGUCAGUCCCCAUCUACCCCACUCCCUUAACCCUAAGCAGCCACUCAUCUACUCUCCGUCUCUCUAGAUUUGCCUAUUCUGGACAUUUCAUAUAAUGGAAUCAUACAGUAAUAAUAGGGUCUUUUUGUAUCUGGCUUCUUUGACUUAGCAUGUUUUCAAGGUUCAUCCAUUUUAUAACAUGUAUUAAUAUGUCAUGAUUUUUAUCACCAGAUAACAUUCCACUGUAAUGAAUUGCCCACAUUGUGUUUGCUCAUUUAUCAACCGAUGGACAUUUAGGUUGUUCCCAGGUUUUUUGCUGUUGUGAAUAACGCUGCUGUGGAUAUUCACGUGCAAGUUGUAUGUGGACGUAUGUUUUUACCUUUCUAGGGAGCUUAUCUAGCUGUGGAGUGGCUGAGUCAUAUGGCAGCUCUAUGUUUACAUUUCUGAGAAACUGCCAGGCUGUGGACCCACCCUUCACGGUCUCACCAGCCAUGUCUGAGGGUUCCAGUGUCACCACAUCCUCAUCAGCACUUGUGAUGAUGCGUCUUUUUUUCUGCACCCAUCUCAUAGAUGGAGUGGUUUGCAUUUCCCUUACGGCUAAUGACGUUGAACGUAUGUUCCUGUGCUUUUUGGUCAUUUGUGUCUCUUUUUUAGAGAACCGUCUGCUCAGAUUUUUGUUCAUGUUUAGUGGGUUUAUGUGGCUUUUAUUGUUGUAUAUUCUAGAUACGAGUCCUUUAUCAGACACGUGACUUGCAGUCAUUGUCAUCCUUCUCUGGGUUGUCUUUUCACUUUCUUGAUGGUGUCCUUUGGAGCACGGACAUUGUUUUUUUAAUCCACUCUGACAUUCUCUGUCUUUUGAUUGGUGUGUUGAGACCAUUCACAUUUAAAGUCCUUGCUGGCGUUGUUGGAUCAGUAUCUACCGUGUUUGUAACUUUUCUGUUUGUUACAUUUGUUCUCCGCACCCCUGCCCCUCCCCAACCCCACUCCUUUCUGCCUUCUCUGGUUUUCAUUGAGCCUUUUAGAUAAUUCCAUUUUGUCUCCUUGCUUAAUGUGUCGAUUAUACUUCUCUUAAAAUUUUUUUAGUGGUUUCCUUAAAGAUUACAAUACAGUUCAUACUUAACUGAUUUAAGUCCACCUUGAAGUAAUACCGUGCGGCAUCACGUGUAGUUCAGGUGCCUUAGAUCAUUACCAAUGUCCCCCUCACGGCCCCAUCUCUUAGGACACCAUUGUCUUCCUUCAGUUAGCGCUUCCUCUGUUCUUGUUUAAGAAAUCCUUCCUACCCCACAGUCAGAAAGAUCUCCUCUAGUGCUAGUCAGUGUCUCAGAAGGCAACAGGUGGCCCCUCUGUCCUCUUCUAAUAGCCCUCAUCCCGCCAGCUCAGAGCCAGAGUGGAGCCUCAGCCGUUCCUGGGUGUGUCCGCACACUCUGCUCUGGAGCUGGGGAAUGACCUCAGGAGGGGCUGAGCUGCACUGGACGUACCAUCAGAUGGUCCUGUUUCCAUGAGCAGAACAAGACGUGCUGUUUCCACCCAGCUCAGGACCUGUGCGUCUCAGUAGCACAUCAGGGCUGUAGAAUCAGUGCGGGUUUAGGGCCUGUGUUUAGUAGCCAGUGGGAGGUCAGCGUGUGUCCCUGUCCCCAGCACACAGCCGCCUGGCAACAAGUGGCCAUGCGAGUCUGGGGAACGUGUGAGGACAGGCUGAGGACAGGCUCACCACACACGCUGAUUGCCCCUCGCAGGGCCCUUUCUUAAAGGGUCCCAGCCUCCCCGUCAUUGGUCUGGACACUGGAUGAUGUUGCAAAUCCCCACUAUGGUUCUGCUCAGCAGACCCAGUAGGUCCCAGCUUCUGUGUGUCAAGCGGCAUCUGAUCAGGCUUGCCCUCUUUUUCAUCUUGGAGCCUCUCCCCAGGUCCUGCGAGUCAAGUACACUGAGUAGCCUCUGUCCCCUUGCUUAGGUGAUCACUCUGGUAUGCCCGCCGCUGGCCCCUACUACCCAGGAUCCCGCAGUUCCCGUGGAGAGUGGGAACCUGGUGCUGUGGGAGCAUCCCUUGUCACCGGCGGGAUAGAGCGGACAGCCUCCAUGGACUUCUUUAGGAGGACGCUGACCCUCCCCCAGGCAUUUUCCUAACCCCUUGGUGAGGAGACCAGCUCCAGGCCUCCCCAGGGAGUAUAGGCCAGGUGGCUUAACAGGGUGUCACGCAGUAGAUCCCUCCAGCCUCCCAUUUCCCUGCAUUCCCAGCAGACCAGCAGCAGCUACAUUUGGGACCUUGUUAGAAAUGAAAAUCCUUGGACCCCACCACAGCCUGCUCGAUCACAGACUCCGGGAGAGGGCCCAACAAUCUGGCUUUAAUAAACCGUCUGGGGCUGGAGAACCACAGCUCUGCAGGAUGUCCCGGAGGUCCAGCAUACUGACCUCAUCAGCGAUUGGUUUUUAUUAAUUCUAGACUUGGAUUAGCCAAUCUUGUAGACUAUACACACCCCUCGAUGUUCAAGGUUCACAUUAAAUGACCAAAUUGUGAGGGAACCACCUUGUCCACACGUGUGGGUACAUAUGACCUACUUGCAUUUCGUCCCGCUUGGAGCCCACCUCCCAGGCUCCUGCCCCCACACAGUGGACAUCUCCUUCUGACGCAGUUCCUGUGCCUUGGGGUCUGCCUUGUUUUAUGGGCCCAGGUGGCGCAGGAUGUGGGUGAGUCUGUGGAGAAAGGGCACCAGCUUGCAAGGCAGCAGCCCCAGGAGCAGCCUGGGAAGGCUUUGUGCAGAGGAGGCCUGUUUCCUCCUACGUGUUGGGAGAGUUGUCUCUGCAGAUGGUGGGUGAGAGUUCGCUGCCAAAACCACUGUCUUCCCUGCCCUGCGGACACUUCUUCCUCACCUUCCUAAAACUGUAAGAGACCUGGAGCCGUUGAGCAUCAAUGACUCUUUGACUCAGGAAUCUUAAAAAAUCACACCCUGGGGCUACCAUGGGGGCCUUCUGGUUCUCCUUGUGUAUUACUAGUUGAAUGUUUAUAGCUUUCAAUUUCUUUUUCCCCUUCUAUAUGCUCUCUAAGGACAUAGGAAGAAUCUACCUGACCUCACAGCUUUGGUAGGCACUGUUAUUGCCACACCCUCUUCUCCCAGUGGGCACCCCACACCCCAACUCCCCGGCACGUUGUUCAGUGGGACUGCCAGUAUCAUGUAUAAUCAUGAAUGCUGUGGAUUAUCCUUAUUCACACACACAGACUCACACCCUCACACCCAGAAAGGCAACUAUCCCAGUGCUCCCAGAAUAGAUGAACAACCGAAUCCCAGAUUCCCUUCGUGAGGAUUUAUUUGAAGACCACUUUCAGUAACAAUUACUUUAUCAGUGGAGGUCUCAGCAGGAAAGAUACGGCACAUAGUAGAGCACUUUGAGGAAGGUCACUAGACCGGUUCCCAAGGCAUGGGCGGAGUUCAGAGAAACCACCAGGAACUGGUAGCAGCAGAAUUGUUGCAACGCUUGGCCCCAAAGGAAGAGGGGAGGGAAUGUUGAUGGCACCUGGAAGGAGAGGUUGUAUUGACAAGUCUCCUUGGUAGAGCAGUGAUAUUCGGGGAGAAACACGGCCAGCCAGAAGUUACCCUGUAGAAGGGGGCAGAGGAGAAAACAAGCCAAUUCGACCCUCCUCCCAACCUGCCUCUCUCGUCUCUCCCAUUUUCUGUUUCCAAAACCGACCCACAGUCAGAGGGCAAAGGAGCCAACCAGAAGGCCCCUGUGUGUGAUUUUUAAGAUUCCUGAGUCAAAGAGUCAUUGAUGCUCAACGGCUCCAGGUCUCUUACAGUUUUAGGAAGGUGAGGAAGAAGUGUCCGCAGGGCAGGGAAGACAGUGGUUUUGGCAGCGAACUCUCACCCACCAUCUGCAGAGACAACUCUCCCAACACGGAGGAGGAAACGGCCCUCCUCUGCACAAAGCCUUCCCAGGCUGCUCCUGGGGCUGCUGCCUUGCAAGCUGGUGACCUUUCUCCACAGACUUGGGCCCCCAUAGCCAUGUGCCUGGGGCUGAAAGCACGGUAGAGGAAACCGGAAAGUGGAUUUAGAGGGACAAACAGAAGAUAUCCAACCCACUCUCAGACGUCCUCCUACAAGUUUUAGUUUUACUUCUCACACUUAAGUAUUUAAUCUAGCUCAAAUUGGUUUUGUGUUUGAUGUGAAGUAGGGAUUUUAUUUUAUUUUUUUCUCAUAUGAAUAACCACCUUUUCCCAGCAUCAUCAGUGGAUUAGUUCCUCCUUUCAACACUGAUAUUCUAUCAGUAAAUCAAGUUCUGUAUUUGCAUACAGAUUGUCUCCCUUUUCUGUUCCACGAGUUAAACUUGUCUGUCUCUGACCCAGUGCCUCACAGACUUCAGUACUGUAUCUUCAUAAUAAGGCUUGAUAUGUGGUGGGGCAAGUCUUAUUCUUUUUCAGGAGUUUUAGGCUAUUCUUGGCCCUUUGUUGUUUCAUAUUAACUUUGAAUCAACUUGACAAGUUCCACAAAACAAAAGCUGUUGGGAUUUUGACUGAAAUUUUAUUUAAUAUAUACAUCUAUCUAUCUAAUGUAUCUUUAUGAUAUGGGACCUUCCUAUCCAUGAGCAUGGUAUCUCUUUAUUUAGGUCUCCUUUAAGUAUUAGUAAAGUUUGUAAAUUCUUAUAUACACAACUUACACAUCUCUGAUAAAGGCAUAGGUACCUUAAGUGUCUAACAGUUGUUGCUAGUAUAUAGACGUGCAGUUGAUUUUUUAGAUUGGUCUCACAUCUAGCCACCUUUCAAUAAAGUCCCUUAUUUCUUCCAAUAAUUUGUCUAUUUUUUAUGUAAACCAUAGGAAACCAUAGAUUUGAUAUGGUUAUCUAUGUAGAUAGUCAUAUCAUCUGUGAAUAAUUGUAGUUUUGUCUCUCCCUAAUCAAUCUUUAAGCUAAUUAUUUAUUUAUCAUGGCUGUUGUUGACUAGAACUUUCAGUAUAAUGAUGAAUAAAAGCAUUGAUUUUGG